Molecule: messenger RNA, 1104 nt
Organism: Cercopithifilaria johnstoni
Lineage: Eukaryota; Metazoa; Nematoda; Chromadorea; Rhabditida; Onchocercidae
Source: the annotation of a GenBank genome assembly
AUGGCAAUGUUUGGCAUGGAUAACGAAAAGAAGACUCUGCUCGUUCAGGAAGUAUAUCGAAGGCCGCUUAUUUGGAAAGUCACUGAUCCCCGAUAUAGCGAUAUUCCUGCUCGUUGGCUUGCUUUUGAAGAAAUAGCUCAUGAAUUGAGUGAUGAUGAUUUAGUUUUCACCAGUGAUAUGAUUAAGGUAGCUUGGAAGAACAUGAUGGAUUACUAUAAUCAGAUACGCCGUAGGCAUGACCGAGCGGUUGCUGCUGGUUUCGAUCCACCAGAUUCAAAGUGGCAAUUCUUUAAUCUGAUGCAUUUUACAAGGCAGGAUAAACCACCUGUGAAGAGGAGAUAUAACUGGAUGCAGCCGUCAAAAAUUCCGCGUAGUAAUGAGUCGCUUGUUGCUCAGGAUGAUGAAGUUUUGAUUCAAAUGCGUAACAAUUAUGAAGCAGCCUUUGUCAAUAAUACCAUGAUUCCGAAAGCAGAAGCUCAGCGUGUGAUUUGUAUUACACCAAGAACGAAAGAAUCUGAGAAAGCACGUUUGAGAGCAAAACGUGAAGCUUUACGUGAUGCAAAUAUAGUGCAAUCAACAGCAUCACCAGUGGCUAAUGGUACUUUUGUUGGAACUCGUAAUGGGAAUAAGAUUUCAUAUAAUCGUACAAGAGCUGCUGCACGGGCAAAACUUGAAGCCACCCUAACGGAAACAGUUGAAAGUGAUUCGGACUACUUGGAAUCAAGUGAGUCUCAGGAGACAAAAGAGUAUAUAUUGCCCACUCGUCGUCGUGGAAGAUAUCGAAGAGAUAUCUAUUCUCCCGAGCCAGGUAGUGUCGCUCUGCCAUCGAAAUAUCGUCCUGCUACGAGGACUACGAAUACCUCGCUCAAAAAAAUGAAUGGAGUACAAAAACCGCAAGCUGUUGAACAUAUGUCAGCGAAACAGACAGUAGGUGAUGCUGACUCUUCACUUACUUUCGCCGAGCAUGUCGCGACGAGAUUAUUUAAGAUCAAAGAGAAAUCUCUGGCUGAUUAUUAUCGUAUUUGUGAUACAGUGGAAAAAUUAUUAGAUGAUGCGGAAACAGCACUCGACAUUGUGGAUACUGAUAUUAUGCUCAGUGACUAA